AUGACCACACCUGAUACUGAAGUCAGGUGUUUCUCGCAACGUGUUGCCAACGGUAUAUAUGAUCGUGUCUCUGAAGCCAUUACCAACCUGGGCAAAGACGGCUUAGGCAAAGCUGAUUUCGGCAUCGAUUGGACCACCACCGUCCAAGAUAACUACAGUGGGACGAAUUGGUCAUAUGUAAACACGAAGGAUGGUCGCCCCUUUAGGACCAACAUCAUAGGUCAAAUUGCGACCUCAACACAAAUAAAGAACAUACCGCUCGGCGACUCGGACACCGUCAAAUGGAAAUGGGCGCUUUCCAAGCCCACCAUGUGUUCACCUAACCUAGCGGAUAUCUGGGAAAAUCAACUAACAUCCAUCGAAGACUGGAUCACCAAAGAGAAGAAGAGAGCAGCAAUGGGCUCAAAGAUAAACGUGUGUAUUGCCAAGAGCGCCAAUGACUUGCAAUAUGCGGACCUUAUCAUGUUAACAUCCCAACGCAUCUACGAGAAGCCAGAAGGUAAAAAUGCCAGUCAUGACACCACACCUCGACGAACCAAGCGCAAAAUCACGAGCGAAGACAAUAUGUCACUCCAGGUGCUUUAUACGACCCACGAAUCCUUCCAGACUACCAGUGGAACAUAUUUUCAACUGCAACAAAACAAACUUAAGCAACUGAACCUCUACGACACGACUGAAAACGGACUCAAGCUCAUCCCUAUGCACGAGACGUACUCAAAACUAAGACCCGGGACGCUCGUUCUCGCUGUCUGUGAUGCGCACAUGUACAAUAUGAUACAAAACGGACAGCCGACCAGCACUUUUCAGCUCAGUGUGCAGGCCAUGAAAGUGCUGGAUCCUUCCGAUGAACCUGUGGAAGAACAUUUUAUUCCCAUCCUUUCCACAACGUCCGUUGACUUGUCGAAAGACGACUCAGCCAUCGCGGGAUUUUCCACAUUCGACGUGGCAAUGAACCCCGCCAAAAAAAGUAAGCACGCAGACGGACAAAGGCACAAGGGAGGGAAAGGAAAAGAGAAAGAGAAAGUGGACUGA
Suillus discolor is the source of this 1032-nucleotide messenger RNA. RefSeq lists its product as uncharacterized. The record is from RefSeq and is a predicted model, not a curated record. The transcript is spliced from 6 exons. NCBI's taxonomy places the organism in Eukaryota, Fungi, Basidiomycota, Agaricomycetes, Boletales, Suillaceae. The coding region runs from base 1 to 1032 and encodes 343 amino acids.